AGGCCUGUCAACUUUUAAGGUACUCUACUCUCGCUCUUUGUGGUAAAGAAGCGUCUCAGUUAAGACAUCCAGGAAAAAUUUACUUUCAAGGCAAUGACCUUGCCUUCUGCAUGAGAACUUCUUUCCAACAUCUAGUAUAUUUUGUGAUUUGUGUUGUUUUUAGUUGUCAUAUAUAUUUCUAUUAACAUAAAGCUAUUGUUGGUAAAACUGACAGACAACAGAUCUUUUAAAAAGUAGGGUAAGAAAUGUCCUUUAUUAUAUGUGCAGGCAACCAGCAGACUAUAAAUUGAUUAUAAAAUCAAAUUUCAAUGCCACGAUUUAUUUAUUUAUUUUUGUCAGUAAUUAUUUGUACAUAAUCAACUACAGUGCCACAAGAAAGUAUCAUUUUAUGCUUUUCCAUAUUUUAUUGCAUUAGAUUUGUCUUAAAACUGAUUUGAGUGUAGUUUUUUUUUUUAAAUACCUUACUAUAUUUAGUUUAGUUAUAGUUUUCUAUAAAAAUGUUAAAACACAUUUUCCGACAAUUUUGUAAGUAAGAAAAGAAAACAAACAAAUAUAGUAGGUGCAUAAGUAUUCACUACAUCGGAUCACAACUGAUGAGCGGCAGUAACAUUUGAUGAAUGUUGUGGCUGAACGUGAUUGCUAGUAGAACACAUUUGUCCAUACAAGGUCCUACAGUUGACAGAGCAGAGCAAAAACCAAGCAGUGAAGUCAAAGGAGUUUUCUGUAAGACCCCCAAAGACUGGAUUCUAUUAAAACACAAAAACUGGCACGCAUCACCACCGUCAUUUUUUAGUAAUGCAUCCACGGAAGCCUUGUCCAGGACCUUUCAUAGAUUUGGCCCCCCGACCCGAUACUCUGAACCUCAGACAAAGGUAAAAAAAGCAAAUCUUCCAGCAAAACAAUGACACAAAGCACACAGUCAAAAUACCAAGGAAGGAGCGUCGGUGGGGGGGAACUGUGAAUGUUCUCGAGUCACCCAGACAGAACCCGGACUUGAAUCCAGCUGAAUAUUUCUUGAAAUACCUGAAAAUGACUGCCGACCAACACGACCCAUCCAACCUGACUCAGCCUGAGAGGACAUAUGCAUUAAAAACGUGGUGGAAAUACUCCCAAAACAGUGGUACCGUGCUUAUGUACUUACUAUAUUAAAAUGAAUGUUUUAUGAAUAUGCAAAAUGUCUGAAAAAAUGUUGUCACUAUGUUGCAAUGGACUAUAUUGAGCAGGUUAAAAAGGGGAACUAAACUCAUAUUGGUUUUAAAAUGAAGCUGUAGUCAAAUGUGGAACAGACAAGCUGUUGUGAAUAUUUUCCGGUGGCACUGUAACAGAUGAAAAUAACAGCCUUACAAGUUAUGAAUAAAUAACAUUUAAAACAUUUUGGAUUGAUUAGUGACGUGAUGUAAAAUAUAUAUAUAUAUAUAUAUACUGUAUAUAUAUAUUAUUUUAUUGCUGUCAACAAAAUAAACUGUCAAUAAAUUAAUUUUAAAAGCCUUCCAUUAUGUGAAUAGACGGUAUGUGAUUGAUUUUGUCUUUCUGCUUUCUGUUUUUUUUUUUUUUUUUUGUGUGUUGAACUGUAAGAAAAUAAAUGUCUGCAGUUAAGACGCGUUUAGCUUGGAUUCGGUUAUUUUGGUUGUUUUUGGGUGAGGCUGUUUUAGCUCCAAAACUGCUUAUUCUGCACAUGAAAUGAGUCACUUACAGUCAGAGCUGUCGAGGACAGACCUGCCCUUCUCACUCUGAAGGCUGGCAUAGCGUGUAUAGCAGGUGUGCUGCCAUACACAGACCUUCCUUGUAAAUCAUUCUGUGUUACAACAAAUUAUUAUUAUUCUCUGUGUUAACGUUUGUCCUUUUCAGAGAGAUAAACAUGAACUGUGCCUGACAAACUUUCCCCGAGAUAAAGCAGAACUAUGAAAAUCAACAGGAAACCAGUCACAUCAGAGCACACGUUGCAUGAACUCGUGAGCAAGCCCCAACUAUCGCACUUUAAAGCAGACUUUCUCACAGAACACUUAUAUUUGUGUGUAUAGUUUAUCUGGGUGUGUACUUAGAAGCUUAGAAGGUAAAUAACUUCACUGUUAUAAUCUACUGUAUAUUGUUUGCAUGCGCAUACUAUUGCUGAACCGGUGUGAACUCACACUCUUUUUUUGUAUUAGUUAAGCAGGUACUCAUAACAGAAAGUGACAUCAUCACACAUGGCAUGUUGGGAUUUCCCUAACAAUACAUAUUUGUGUUUUUGUUUUUUUUGUUUUUCGUUUCCAUUGUGGUUCAGCAUUAGCUCUUUAUAAGGAUCCACUGUGUUGUACUUUUGUAUGAUGUGCUCGGAAAAUUUACAAGAUACUUAGGAGUGGAAAAUAUUGACAUCAUGGGAGAAAUAAUGCAAGAUGAAUGAUGGAGUGCGAGUGUUCUACAUAUGAAGAUCUGUUGUGUAGGAAGCCUUCGAUAUGACUGUGCCUCCAGCUUCGAUUUCACCCGUGAAUCAAACAUGUGGCCGUUACUACAGUUGAGAGGAUGACGGUUGUCACAUGGUGCAUUUCCUCUCAGUGGCACUCUAUCAAGUUUAGACCCCAUUUCCUCACCAGCCUUCCUCAGUCAAAGCAUCUGUCCCUCCAUCUACAACUGCCACACACGUGCCCACCUGCCUAAUUUGCCUCGCUGCUUACAAAGGUAAUAGGUGACCAUUCCACCCCAUCAUGAAGGGGAAUACCAGCAGGACGCAGCUCGAUAACGCCACCCUGACACUGUUUCGGGAUGUGAACACCAGCACUAUCAUAUCUGUUAUAUACGUGCUUGUCACCAUCAUCAACUGGGUGGGAAAUGGCCUAUCAAUGUGGCUCCUGCUGUUUCGUACCUCCCCAAAAACACCCUCCAUCAUAUUCAUGAUUAAUCUAACUCUCACCGACUUGGCUCUUGGCUCCGCCCUCCCCUUUCAAAUCGCCUACCAGCUCCAAGGAUACAACUGGAAAUUGGGGUCCAAUAUGUGCAGCUUCAUGACCCUCGUUUUCUACACCAACAUGUAUUGUUCUAUCCUGACGAUGAUGGCCAUCGGCAUUGACCGCUACCUGGGCAUCGUGAAGCCCAUGAGGUUCCGGAAGAACAAGAGGAGAAAAUCUAUUGCUGUCUUCAGCUGCCUUCUGAUGUGGGGUUUGGUCCUGGGUGUUUUGUACCCUCUUAUGACCACCGACCUGACCUUUGAGGUCCCGGAGCUCCAGAUCACCACAUGCUUUGACGUGCUGAAAAAAAGCAUGCUGCCGUCCGUGGGUGCCUGGGCUACUUUCCUGUUCAGCAUGGUGGUUUUUCUUUUCCUUUUUCCUUUCUGUGUCACAAUGUUCUGCUACAUUAGCGUCAUACACAAGCUGUCCAGUGAUUCCAAGACUGUCCAGAAAGGGAGAGCCAUACGUCUGGCUGUUGUCGUUCUGCUGGUCUUCGUGCUCUGCUUUGCUCCAAACAACAUCCUCUUAUUGGUUCACAGUGUCCUUAGACUCUUCUAUGACAAGUCUGUGUACAUGGCCUACAAGCUUUCUCUCUGUUUUAGCUGUCUGAAUAGCUGUUUGGAUCCUUUCAUUUAUUACUUUGCUUCAAAGGAUUUCAGGCAGAAGCUGAGAGAGAUAAUGAAUCUGCAGAGCGUGAGUAGUGCAGACUCUAUAAGGAUGGAGAACAAAGAGACUUUGUACUCUGGAUAAGCAGAUUUAGAAGGUGAAGAAACAUGUUCAGGUGCCUUUGCGAUGCCGUAACUACCCUAACAAUGUGAAAACUAAAGAAAGACUUGCGAAAGAAAACAAGUCACUAAAGGAAAGGAGGGGUUUUGGGAUCUUGCAACAUACGUUCUUGGUCCAUAUUGCAAAAUAUUCAUACAUCUAUUUCUUCCCUUAACAAUAGCUUUUAAGGUUUAAGCUGUUGGAUAGGGACUAAAAUGUUAUUGGUCCAAUCAUAGUUUUGGGUGUUUUCUCCAUUUUAAAUGUAAUCAAGUGGUUGGAAAAUUGCGGAGUGCCACAAGCAUGUAUGUUUGUCCCACAGUCAUUUAGCUUGUUCACCAAUCAUCAGAUCUUCCAUAGGUGUUGCAAAUUGUAACCUGAUAUCUGCAGAUGUUGCAAUAAUACACACUCAUAUGAAUUAGUGACUGUUAGUAUUGUUGCAUAAAACGGGCAGUUCCUCAGCUUACACAGACAGAAUGUAUUUUACAAAAAUCCUAUGAAAAAUCUAUCCAAAUAUCGGUAUAUAAAUUGGGCUGAACAAGUAUGGAUGUCAAAAAGUGUCUUAAGAAGUUAUAUGGUAGUACAAUGAAAUAAAAUGUAUCAAGCAUAAAGGUCAGAAAUUAGUUAUCUGUGUCCACUAAUCCUUACCCUGCUUACUGUAAACAAGCAACUUCAAACCCCGUAACAUCACUUUAUAGUCAAGCCUUCAUAAAACAAAUUCUUUUCACUGUUUUAUGAUUAUACUUUAUUAUAAGCAAACUCUGUACUCAGAUGGCUUGUUUUUAAAUUUGUUCAAAAAUACGUAUAAUGGAGUCAUACUGUAGGUUUUUGAACAACGUUCAGACAGUGAGAUCUUCAAAGUUUGCUGAGUGUAGAACCUUGUUAUUGAAUACAUACUAACUAAAAUAAGAUUUUGAACUUUUUACGUUACAAUAGGAUUUGCUGCUGUUUAAAUGAAAGAGUGAUAAACGUCAACCAACAGCAUGUGCUGAUAUUUAACAUCACAUUAUGGCUGUUAUUUUUGCAAAAAUAUGUAGCAUCCAGAAAUGUGGACUGUUGUAAAAAUGUACAUAUUAUGUUAGCCUAACAUCCCAAAUAAGUUUUAUCUUAAGGUUGUUGUUUUUUUUUAUCUGUUUAUAAAAAUGUCAGUGUUUUGUGGUGUAUAAAUGUAUGAAAUUGGCAAUG
Molecule: messenger RNA, 4871 nt
Organism: Xiphophorus maculatus (southern platyfish)
Lineage: Eukaryota; Metazoa; Chordata; Actinopteri; Cyprinodontiformes; Poeciliidae
Gene: p2ry8
Product: P2Y receptor family member 8
Exons: 3
Coding region: 2685-3674 (329 amino acids)
Biological process (GO): blood coagulation; thrombin-activated receptor signaling pathway; positive regulation of Rho protein signal transduction
Cellular component (GO): membrane
Molecular function (GO): thrombin-activated receptor activity
Source: RefSeq, a predicted model, not a curated record